AUGUCUGAAGCAAUAACAAAAACACCAACAAGAAAAUAUAAAAAACAAAAAGAUAAACUUGCAGAACUUGGUAUUCAUGUAGAAUUGUCAAAAGAGAUUAAAAAGGAUGAGAAUGGUGCACCUGUUAAACCAACAAGAUCAAGGUCAAAGAAACAACCUGCAACAGUAGUAGAAAAAGAGACUAAACAAAAGGCAAAGGUGACAGCAGCGGCGGCAAAGAAAAAAAAAGCAGACAAGGAUUUUGAACCUAUAGAUUAUCAAGAUGAUGAUGAUGAUGAUGACGAUUUUAGUGAUCAUUCUUCAGAUACUGAUAGUGAUAAUAAUAAUAAUAACGACAAUCUACCAGAAGAAUCAAAAAAGAAAAAAAGAUUAUUAAAAAAUAGAGAAGCUGCUCAACUAUUUAGACAAAGACAAAAAGAAUAUAUCAACAAUUUAGAGAUUAAAGCAAAUUCAUUACAAUCAAAUAAUGAUGUGGCAACGGCCAAGGUCGAGAAAUUGCAGAGCGAAAAUCAAGUAAUGAAACAACAAGUCACGUAUUUAAAAACUUUUGUUAAACAGGCGGUUAAUCUUACUUUAAAUCAAAAUCACAGUCAAAAUCAUAAUCAAAAUCAAUAUAAUAAUGUACCAGUUUUACCAAAUCAAAAUCUAUUGUUUCAAAAUAAUAAUCAAAAAUUUGAUGUUACUCCAGAUUAA
Cavenderia fasciculata is the source of this 693-nucleotide messenger RNA. Its product is annotated as basic-leucine zipper transcription factor. Gene Ontology annotation, molecular function: DNA-binding transcription factor activity. NCBI's taxonomy places the organism in Eukaryota, Evosea, Eumycetozoa, Acytosteliales, Cavenderiaceae. Bases 1 to 693 code for a protein of 230 amino acids. The transcript has a single exon. Gene Ontology annotation, biological process: regulation of DNA-templated transcription. The record is from RefSeq and is a predicted model, not a curated record.